UUCUCGCGAGGCCAGGUGGAGCGGAGCCGGAAGGAGCUGCGCGGUGUGGAGGUCGUUGGAGUCAUCUGGUGGCUGACAACUUCUUCGCUUGCCAGUCGGCGCUCCGCCGGUCCCAGCCAUGCUCUCUGCCUUUGCCCGGCCUGCCUGCGCCGCUCUUCGCCGCAGCUUCAGCUCCUCAGCCCAGAAUAAUGCUAAAGUAGCUGUGCUAGGGGCUUCUGGAGGAAUCGGGCAGCCCCUUUCGCUUCUUCUGAAGAACAGCCCCUUAGUGAGCCGCCUGACCCUCUACGAUAUCGCUCACACACCUGGAGUGGCUGCAGAUCUGAGCCACAUCGAGACCAGAGCGACUGUGAAAGGCUAUCUUGGACCUGAACAGCUGCCAGACUGCCUGAAAGGUUGCGACGUGGUGGUUAUUCCAGCUGGAGUCCCGAGAAAACCAGGCAUGACCCGGGAUGACCUGUUCAACACCAAUGCCACAAUUGUGGCCACCCUGGCUGCUGCCUGUGCCCAGCAUUGCCCUGAAGCCAUGAUCUGCAUCAUUGCCAACCCGGUUAACUCUACCAUCCCGAUCACAGCAGAAGUUUUCAAGAAACAUGGAGUAUACAACCCCAAUAAAGUCUUUGGUGUGACAACCCUGGACAUUGUCAGAGCCAACAAUUUUGUUGCAGAACUGAAGGGUUUGGAUCCAGCUCGAGUCAACGUCCCUGUCAUUGGUGGCCAUGCUGGGAAGACCAUCAUCCCCCUGAUCUCUCAGUGCACUCCCAAGGUGGACUUUCCCCAGGACCAGCUGACAGCACUCAUUGGGCGGAUCCAGGAGGCCGGCACGGAGGUUGUCAAGGCUAAAGCUGGAGCAGGCUCUGCCACCCUGUCCAUGGCAUAUGCUGGGGCCCGGUUUGUCUUUUCCCUCGUGGAUGCAAUGAAUGGAAAGGAAGGAGUUGUUGAGUGUUCUUUUGUUAAGUCACAAGAAACGGACUGCACCUAUUUCUCCACACCAUUACUGCUGGGGAAAAAGGGCAUCGAGAAGAACCUAGGCAUUGGCAAAAUCUCCUCGUUUGAAGAGAAGAUGAUAGCGGAGGCCAUUCCUGAGCUGAAAGCCUCCAUCAAGAAAGGAGAAGAGUUUGUAAAGAACAUGAAAUGAGAAAGCGAUUAAUAAGCAACCAGCUUCCUUAAUUUAUUAAGGCCUCAUGUCACUGUAAAGCCAUUUCAGAUAACUUUGUAUUUUAAUUUGCUCUGAUGAACAUUACAUUAACGUCAUUAUCCCUUCCAAAUUGUGGGUUGAUCUGUUGGUGCAUCAAUAAAAGCAGUCUUUGAUUUUCUUUUUCAA
Molecule: messenger RNA, 1321 nt
Organism: Cynocephalus volans (Philippine flying lemur)
Lineage: Eukaryota; Metazoa; Chordata; Mammalia; Dermoptera; Cynocephalidae
Gene: MDH2
Product: malate dehydrogenase 2
Exons: 9
Coding region: 119-1135 (338 amino acids)
Biological process (GO): tricarboxylic acid cycle; malate metabolic process
Cellular component (GO): cytoplasm; mitochondrion
Molecular function (GO): L-malate dehydrogenase (NAD+) activity
Source: RefSeq, a predicted model, not a curated record